Messenger RNA from Brassica napus (rape), 2837 nucleotides. RefSeq names its product pentatricopeptide repeat-containing protein At1g15510, chloroplastic. The record is from RefSeq and is a predicted model, not a curated record. The coding region runs from base 94 to 2688 and encodes 864 amino acids. Gene Ontology annotation, molecular function: zinc ion binding; RNA binding; protein binding. The transcript has a single exon. Lineage: Eukaryota; Viridiplantae; Streptophyta; Magnoliopsida; Brassicales; Brassicaceae. Gene Ontology annotation, biological process: RNA modification.
UUGUCCACUCUAUCUUCUCGCCUUAAAACCCCCCCACUGUAAAACCUCUACCAGUACUAUGAACCAUAGUCUUCCCUCUCCGCCUCUCAGACGAUGGCGUCUUCAUCUCAAACUCCUCACUUCCAUCUCAAUCCAUCAAAGUCGAAACCUUUCCAUAGAAAAUCUCGUAACCACAGAAACGUCAAUUUCCACUGGAAUUUCGGAAUCCGAAAACUCAUCUUGAGAAAAUCUCAAGGACUAUCAGUCCUCAGCUCGAGUUCCAGCAGCACCCACUUCUCCAAUUCCCAAUUACACGGCCUCUGCGCGAACGGGAAGCUGGAUGAAGCCAUAAAGCUCGUCGCUUCGAUGCAGGAGCUGCGAGUUACGGUAGACGAAGACGCGUUCGUGGCCUUGGUGAGGCUGUGCGAGUGGAAGAGAGCGCACGAAGAAGGAUCCAAGGUUUAUGAUAUCGCUAUGGGUUCAAUGAGCAGCUUGGGCGUUGAGUUAGGUAACGCGUUUUUGGCUAUGUUCGUGAGGUUUGGGAAUUUGGUUGAUGCCUGGUACGUGUUCGGUAAAAUGUCUGAGAGAGAUUUGUUUUCUUGGAACGUGUUGGUCGGUGGGUAUGCUAAGCAAGGGUAUUUCGAUGAGGCGAUGUGUUUGUAUCAUAGGAUGUUGUGGGUUGGUGGUGUGAAGCCUGAUGUUUAUACUUUCCCUUGUGUGUUGAGAACCUGUGGAGGUAUACCUGAUCUCGCUAGAGGAAGAGAGGUUCAUGUUCAUGUGGUUAGGUAUGGGUAUGAGUUGGAGAUUGAUGUGGUUAACGCUUUGAUUACUAUGUAUGUGAAGUGUGGUGAUGUGGGGAGUGCGAGGUUGGUUUUUGAUAGGAUGCCUAGAAGGGAUUUGAUCUCGUGGAAUGCGAUGAUCUCUGGGUAUUUUGAGAAUGGGAUGUGUUGUGAAGGUCUUGAGUUGUUUUUUGCUAUGCGUGGGCUUUCUGUUGAUCCGGAUUUGAUGACUAUGACGAGUGUUAUCUCUGCUUGUGAGCUUCUUGGUGAUGGGAGGUUAGGGAGGGAUAUUCACGCUUAUGUGAUAACCUCAGGUUUCGCUGUUGAUAUGUCUGUCUGCAACUCGUUAACUCAGAUGUACUUAUACGCUGGGUCAUGGCGUGAAGCUGAAAAGGUUUUUAGUAGGAUGGAGCGCAAAGACAUUGUGUCAUGGACCACUAUGAUUUCAGGCUAUGAGUAUAAUUUUCUUCCCGGAAGGGCCAUAGACGCUUACAGAAUGAUGGAUCAAGAUUGUGUGAAGCCAGAUGAGAUAGCAGUAGCUGCUGUUCUAUCUGCUUGCGCUACUCUAGGUGAUCUUGACACAGGUGUUGAGCUCCAUAAGCUUGCGAUUAAGGCGAGGCUCGUAUCCUACGUGAUUGUUGCAAACAAUCUCAUUAAUAUGUACUCAAAGUGCAAAUGCAUCGACAAGGCCUUGGACGUCUUUCACAACAUCCCCCGCAAGAACGUCAUAUCUUGGACAUCGAUCAUUGCAGGGCUCCGACUCAACAACCGGUGCUUUGAGGCGUUGAUAUUCUUCCGGCAAAUGAAAAUGACGCUGCAGCCAAAUGCGAUAACAUUGACAGCUGCAUUAGCAGCUUGUGCUAGAAUAGGGGCUCUGAUGUGUGGGAAAGAGAUUCAUGCUCAUGUGCUGAGAACAAAAGUGGGGCUUGAUGAUUUUCUUCCAAAUGCACUCUUAGACAUGUAUGUACGGUGCGGGAGGAUGAACAUCGCUUGGAAUCUGUUCAACUCCCAGAGAAACGAUGUUUCAUCGUGGAACAUUCUCCUAACCGGAUAUUCAGAACGGGGUCAAGGCUCGGUGGUGGUGGAGUUAUUCGACAGAAUGAUUAAGUCCAGAGUAAGACCAGAUGAGAUUACAUUCAUCUCACUGUUAUGUGGCUGUAGCAAAUCACAAAUGGUCAAAGAAGGUUUGACAUACUUUAGCAGAAUGGAGGAGUAUGGAGUGACCCCAAACUUGAAGCACUACGCUUGCGUUGUUGAUUUGCUUGGCCGUGCAGGGGAGUUAGAAGAAGCUCACAGCUUUAUACAGAGAAUGCCACUUGUACCAGAUCCAGCGGUAUGGGGAGCCUUGCUUAACGCCUGCAGGAUUCACCGUGACAUUAAAUUCGGCGAGCUAUCAGCAAAACGUAUAUUUGAGCUGGACAAAGAGAGUGUUGGCUAUUACAUUCUGUUAUGUAAUCUGUAUGCUGAUUGUAACAAAUGGAGAGAAGUUGCUAAAGUGAGAAGAAUGAUGAAAGAGAACGGGCUAACAGUUGAUGCAGGUUGCAGUUGGGUGGAAGUAAAGGGUAAGGUACACGCCUUUCUUAGCGAUGACAAGUACCAUCCUCAAACAAAAGAGAUCAACACUGUUUUAGAGAGGUUCUACGAGAAAAUGAGUGAAGUGGGUGGGCUCACUAAAACAAGUUCUAUGGGCGAGGCUGAGAUUUCGAGAGAUGAGAUAUUCUGUGGACACAGCGAGAGGAAGGCAAUUGCUUUUGGUCUGAUCAACACGGUCCCAGGAAUGCCGAUUUGGGUGACAAAGAAUCUCAAUAUGUGCGAGAGUUGCCAUGAUACAGUGAAGUUCAUCUCCAAAACAGUAAGAAGAGAGAUCUCUGUUAGAGACGCUGAGCAUUUCCACCACUUUAGAGAUGGAGAAUGUUCAUGUGGAGAUUAGAAUGAAAAAAAGAAGGAAUACAUUACAUAAAGGUAUUGUUAAUGUUAUUACAAGUAAAGCUAGAUUAUAUAUUUGGCUUUGUUUUGUCUGUAACAUGUUCUGUAUGUAACAUUAGCUAUAGAUUCAAUCUUAAGUUUUAUUGAUUACCA